AUGGAGCCACUACCGUCUCAGCCACGACCUAUGGAUCAAGCAAACAUUGUCCCAGUACCGGGCCAGAGCUCAUACAUUCUGCGUUCUGUGGUACGAUAUAACAUUGCGGAUCGAGCUAUCAUAGAAACCUGCUGCUGUGUCUGGCGGUUGCGCUGGUGGUUGGUAUCCGGGAAUGUGGGCACAGUCGCCAACGAAACAGCUGUCAGCGAAGAAACUCUCCCGCUUCUAGACAUGGGUGGGCGAUGCCAGACACCAGGAAGGAAUCGUCCUGGUUUGGAUUCGACAAUUACUGAAAAGGGCCAGUUGUACGCUGUGAUGUACACUCGAAGACUCGCCAGCGUCAGCCGAAGGGCUGCUGGGGGUUUAAAGUGCAAGACAACCGGAUCGGGUCAGAUCGACCACGCCCUCAUCGAGGAGCUUUCUUUGUCGCGAGGAGCGAUCACCAUCUCAUCCUCUGGUUUCCGCUGUUGUUUGGAUGCCACCGUGGAGCUUCGUCGGCCGUGCACCUGCGCAAUGCCUUUGUCUUUAGGACAGAUCUUACACUCCAAACUCGCCGUCGUUAUCGGCUCCUUCGUGAUUUGUGUAAGAUCUGACAACAUUCCCAUCUGUCAAAUUGUGUCCAAUCGAGGGACAUACGUCAACUUGAUCCAUGUCGAAACCGCGACUCGGUGCGAUCAUGAUGAUCGAUGCAACCGAACAAAGAAAGCCAACAGUCUGACAGGAAACCACUGCCAGUCUCCUGGCACCCGCCCGUCCCAAGGAUGGGGAGGAAGGGUCUUCGCGCGCGCUGAGGAAUGCCAAGAAGGCGUCCACGAUGCUGAGACGCACGUAAUUUCGAGUGUCCGUGACAAGGACAAGCAGGCCCGCGCCUAG
Molecule: messenger RNA, 873 nt
Organism: Colletotrichum higginsianum IMI 349063
Lineage: Eukaryota; Fungi; Ascomycota; Sordariomycetes; Glomerellales; Glomerellaceae
Exons: 4
Coding region: 1-873 (290 amino acids)
Source: RefSeq, a predicted model, not a curated record